AAAACAUCAAAGAUGUUCUGUUUGUUGUACGGAUGCACAUGGAAAAGAUGAAUUAGAUGAAUGGAACGCAAUCAGACGAGAAUAUAUCGAUAAUAUAAACGUCUUGGGUGUCAAUUGGAAACGCCAGAAAUGGAAAAGGUUGCUGCUAAUUUCCCUCCGUUUGAUUUGCCAGACACGGUGGAAAGUGUGCAGUAUGCAACCAUCAACCAGACCUCAGAUCUUAACAUCAGUCUACCGAAAAAACCACUAACUCAUAAGUGGGUGUUUGAAAUACAAAGUAGCAUAUUUCUUCGAAGAGUGACGCUAGCCAACGAUAGUGCAAUCGACGUGUUUUUGAUCCAUCGUGUCUUUGACAAAACGGAAGACACCAUCGUUUAUCCUACUUCACUUGACUGGGAAAACAAAAACAAAUCCAGGAAAAGAGAUUCAUUUCAAUACGAAAUUGAGGUGGCUUUUUCUUCAGAGGUGUACGGUUGUUUCCGUGGGAGGGUUAUCUUUGAUUUUGGCCAUACGCCUGUUGUUUUCAAGCAGCUAACCGUAAGGACAACAGAAAGCACCGAUGUCAGGGCACCAAAACGUUCACAAAGUAAAGAUCAACAUACGCGUUGGCAGGCAAAAGACGUCAAGGUUGUUGAGUUUCAACUAAGAAACCAGGAAGAAAGACAGCUGAUAGAGGAGUAUUCGAUUGAUAAAUUUGAUGAAGGUACAUACCCGUCUACGCCAUCGCCAACUAAACGUGAUUACACAAACCUAAAAAGAGCCAUGGAGAUUUCAUCACCUGAAAUAUUCUCCAAAACGGACGACGAAAAGACGGAUUCAAAAACGUCCAAUACUGGAGAAGAUUACGAACAGACACGUGGGGUAAAUAGACCAACCUUGAGUGAAUACAAACGGCGCAUGCAUAAACUCCUGUACUUCGAAGAGAAAACGCAACUCUCUGUCAUUUCAAAAUUUGAUGGGAAAAGAGAAAUGACAAUUGAAAACGAGUUGCCACCUGUGAUUGAAAUUAGCUCAGAUGCAAUUUACGCAACAAACGGCGCUUUGUUCACAAGUAUUGAGCUGAAAGAUGAGCUGUCCGAAGAUACCACUGCUGGGAGAUUAGUCCUCCGAAAUUCUGAUUCUGUUUGGUUGACCCCUGUCUUUGAACAUGCCGUUGGAUCACGAAAAAUACCCGAAAAGGUAUAUGAAGCCGGUGUGCAUCAUCGUCAAAGGAAUUUCCUAGACUUUGAGCUAUCCCCGGUGUGUGUUUCCGAACUUGGUUUAGAGACGAAACAGACGAGGAAUUUUGAGGUGCAGCUUCAACUGAAUAGAAUAUGGUUAUGCGAAAUGCACAAGGCAGUGGAUGAACUCCAAAACCUCGAGAUUGUCUUUCCAAAUUCCGUCUCGAGCUGUGAUGUUGACACCAGUAUUACUGAUAAUGAUCAUUUUCAAAAUGAUUUGUCGCUGAAAACGUGCAACGAUAACCAAUACAUAGCAAUAAUAAAAGCUGCAAGUGUGCCGAAAGUACUGUCUCCACCCCUGCUCCUUGUUGGUCCGUUUGGAACGGGUAAAACAUUCACACUCGCCCAGGCAGCAAAGGUCGUUAUCCAGAAAGAUUGCACACGCGUACUCAUAUGUACGCAUUCGAACAGCGAAGCCGACAUAUAUGUUGAAGACUACUUUCAUCCCUACUGCAAAGACAAUCACCCAGAAGCAAAACCUCUCCGUAUCUACUAUCAACACAGAUGGCCAAAUACCGUGUCUAAAACUGUCCGACAAUACUGUCUACAGGAAGGCCAUUCAUUUAGAAAGCCAAGAAGGGAGGAUAUAUUGCGUCACAGAAUCGUUGUAACUACAUUCAGCACCGCUAAAAUGCUAACGAAAUUUCCGGAAGAUAUGUUCACACACAUAUACCUUGACGAGGCAGCACAGGUGUUGGAAUGCGAGGCACUCAUACCUCUAUCUAAGGCAACGCAGUCCACUAGGGUUGUGUUAGCAGGAGACCAAAUGCAGAUGAGUCCUGAGAUAUAUUCAUUAGAAGGGAAAAAAGAAGGAUUUCAGAAGUCAUUACUAGAGAGAUUAAAUGACCUUUAUCCGGACGAUUGCGGAUACAAAGUCAUGUUGCACGUAAACUACAGAACUCAUGACGUCAUUUUGAAGUUCACAUCUAACCUUUUCUAUGACUACAAAUUGUCAUGCGCAAUGCCACAGAAGGGACAUCCCGAACUUUACCCUCUGGCGUUUUACACCGUGUUAGGCGAGGACGAGCUGUGCGGUCUGAAAGAAGGAUUUUGCAACAAAGCAGAGGUAUGCGAAGUUGUUGACCAAGUUGCACUGCUAAAAGAGAAAUGGCCUUCAAACCACUGGGGUGAAUUCAGUUCAAAGAGUAUAGGCGUUGUUGCACCGUAUAGAAUGCAGGUGAAGCUAAUCCGAGAUGGACUGCGAAAAAUAAACAUCAAAGACGUUUCCGUAGAAAGGGUUGCUAACGUGCAAGGAAAGGAGUUUCGAGUUGUUAUAAUGAGCACAGUCAGGACAAAGGAAACAUGUACAGAGGGCUAUGAGGAGACUGAUCAAGUCGACUUUGGGUUUCUUUCAAACGUGAAGUUCCUGACAACAGUAAUAACAAGAGCGAAAUCGCUUGUGAUGACUAUCGGAGACCCAAUUACACUGUGUUUGGUGGGACAAUGUCGAAAGGUGUGGGAAACGUACCUUAACGACUGCAACACACAUGGAAGUUUCUAUGGACUAAAAUGGGAGCAAUACCUUAAGAUGAGAAAUAUAGAGCUGACCACUCUUAAUCCAAUGGCGGACGAAUUCUACCCGAAGGUACCACCUGCUUCGGUAGAGGAAGCAAAAAAUGAAAAUAAAGCAGAACCUAAAAGUUCAACGAAGUCAUCACAUGUGACAUUCGAACAAGAACAGUUUAGAACAAGCGAGUUGCCAAAUACAAAGGAGGAAACUAGUAUACCAAUUAAUGGAACUUUGAUGGACAGUGCCAAGUCCGGUGUUUUACAAAGUGCUAUAGAGAUUGAACAUGCUGACAAUUGUCUUGACGCAACAAAAGCAGUAGAGGCUUUAACACACCACGACAGUCAUUUAAAUGCAGAUAGUUGCAAAUCAUUACACCAGUCAGACGGACAAAAAGAGAAUGUAUCCAUGACUGGUACCAGCACUGUUCCAAGCUUUAAAUAUAUCUACGAAAAGGAAGAUAACCCAUCUGCUUACCAAGGAUCAAUGAAAUACCACUGUCCUUCGAUAGUGAGUUUAGGGGAAAGUAUAGAAACCGGUUAUGGUAGUGGGAUUGGAAUCGAGUCCGACGACAUCUCUCCGGAAUUAAAACAGUGUAUUUCAACAGACACUCAUAAAGUUGACGACCAUCCGGUGAAAAGGUUGACUGUCGACUCGAUUUCCCCUGAAAGCAAGAGCGAUGAAACCGGCAAAUCAUCCAAAAAUAGUAGGAAGAUAAAGACGAAAAGACCACAACCGGAGGUCACUGAAAUUAAACAGCAGCCAGUUUUUGAACCUAAAGUUGCAAGCUGUACAGAGGAGAAUUUACAUUCUAAACAAAAGAUUUAUAACAUCGAGCAAGAAAGGAUCGGUCAAGGAAAGGGCGCAAGAAAAAAGAAGGGAAAACUUCAAUCAACGGAAACUGUUUCACCACUGAAAGAAAUAGCUGAAAUCCCCGAUUGGAGAAAAUUAGCGAUGCCGAAAGCAAACUUUGAGUCUCGCUUCAAAGAGCCUGUCUUGAGCAAAACUGAACAAGCUGACAGUAAAAAUAAGGAGGAGGCGAUACGUAUUUCGAAUUAUUUUGAACUUAGCAGUAAAAAUAAACCAAAUGAAAGCGAAAACGAUUUAUCAUUUCCCCGUGCAGAAAAACAUACUUCAAAUAAAACCUCGGCUGGUAAAGACGAAACAAAAACAACCACAGGAAAGAAAAAGACAAAACGGCCGAAAUUUGUUUCAUUACAUGAAUUUUACAAAGCCCCUCAAACCGAAAGGACACUUCGGCCACCGGCGUGGGUAAAUCCAGCUCCUGCAGAUGUUCCGAAUUGGGAAAGUGUUUGGGAUCCUGAACCAUAUUCAUUUGAGGAUGAACGACCAUAUCGUCCUGUAAAUACAGGUCUAUCCUUUGCUGACGCUACAAAAUCUGCACCAGCGAGGCAUCAAGGGAUCCUUACACCGGUCACCUAUACCGAGGAACGUUCUUUGGCCUCUUAUCUAUGGCCAGAACAAGAUCAGGUUUACAUGAAUCGAGGUCCUUCGCAGGGGAAUAAUCAUAAUUACUCAUCCUUGCUCUACAAUCAAAGUAUAGGUCCCUCACGCGGUCCGUCGAGUGGAUACGGAGUGUUUGGAAGACGUAAAUAAAAACAUUGUGUGCAUGGUUUAUGCAUUCAGAUCACAAUUAUUGAUUUUACCAUACUAUUUUGUACGAUAGAACUGUCCAAUGUGCCAUCAACUAAACAAUUAAUAGUGAAGUGGCUUCUAAUAAGAUACCAUUAUGAUUUACAUGAUCCAUGCCCAUUUCGCUAGAGCCUUUUAGCUCGCCUUCAAUAAUCAAAUAAUAAAUUAGUAUAUUUAUGUCGUUUUAAGCACAGCCAUAUUAUUAUCCAACGCAUUUAUCGUAUACAGUCUUUUGUUAUUCGUUACGAAAGUCCAUAUGCAUACUCUACGGUAUAUAUUUUGGCCACAGCCAUGAUUUUGCUUUUGCUCAAACCUGCAUGAAAACCAACACUCAAAACAAUGUGCCAGGGAUAAGCGAAAUAGUUCUACCCUGUGUGAGAUGUUAUAGAAUUAUAUUGCUUUGGGUAAUUCAGUAAAUACGGGAAUUGAAUUAUUCAAAUGAAAAACUCAGAUUACUAAAAAUAACGAUAUAACUAACUAGGGAGAUUUAUUGCAUGAGUCCUAUAAUAUACAUGGUAUAGAUUUCAUAUUGAAAUUUUGGUUGAAUUUUAAACCUUUCGAAAAGGAUCUGCAAAAAAGGCACAUUCAAAUAAAAUGUCAUUGAUUUGUAUUUCAUAUUAUUAUAAUACAUAAAAUUCAUCAUGUGUGUAGGUGGUGUAUGUUUUAAUUAAUUGUUGUCGGUGUGAAAAGCAAUUGAAAGUAACAUUUUUAUUAAUCAUUCAUUUUUGUUUUUAUAUAUCAUUUAUUCUUGUAACGCAGACCUGAAACGUUGUCGAUUUUUGCCCAUAUUUUCUUUACGUUUAACGUAUUUCUGUAUCCAUUUAUCAGAAUGUUUAGAUUUCUUCACAAAAACCAUAUUGUUUAAAUCGAUACUUAUCUAGCCUGUCGACCAGGACAGCUGUAUCUACAACGGAUUUAACUUUAAUGGAGUACACUGCAUUGGCAUCAAUUUUCAUUAAUGAUUCAUUUAUGAUUCAAAUCCACAAUGGCAUGCAUGCUUGUUAUGAAGGGUACAUUCCGAAUCGCUCAAUUUUAAGUCCUUGUUUUUCUCUUUACUCCAUUUCGAUUGAUAAGAAAUUUCAACAGUAUAAUGUCUUUUCGGGUUCUUAAAGCUGCACUCUCACAUAUAUACUAUUUUUACAACUUUUUAUUUUAUUUUUUGUCUUGGAAAGAGCAAAUUCUUACGUAAAUAUCUGCAAACCAAUGAUAUAUGAUUGCUGACAAAAUCAGAUCGUAGAUUUUCAUAUUUCCGUUCGAAAAUUAAUGUUUUAUGGCUAACAGUUUAAGAAAAUGCAUGAAACAUCAAUUUUUGAACUUAAAUAUAAAAAUCUGCGAUCUAAUUUUUUGUCAGCAGUCUUACAUACCUGGUUUCCAUGGAUAUUUGCAAAAAUUGGCUCGUUCCAAGACAAAAAAUAAAAAAAAAGUUAUCAAGCGUUCAAUCUGUGAGAGUGCAGCUUUAAAAAGGAGCCAAAUAUAUUUUUUAAAACAUACGUUUUGUUUAAAAUAUCAGUCGUGAUAAUCAAGCUCAAAUGACUGUGGUCUGGAAUCAGCAAGCAUAUGUAUUGUAACCGAACAGAGUCUUACUUAUGCUCCGUCCGUUGUUCUUUGGCAAUUUACUGUGGUGUCUUUUAUCCAUGUUAUGAACACGUACUAUGUGUAUUGUAACAGAACGGAACCUUACUUUUGUUCCAAUCGUUCUUCUUUUUUAAAUAAUUGUUUUAUCAUUUAAAGAUUUCAUAAAAAUGAUUAUCGGUGAUGUUAAUGGUAAUGUAAUUUGUAACUUUUUAUAUAGUGAUUAUUUGUACAGCAUUU
Mya arenaria is the source of this 6192-nucleotide messenger RNA. Its product is annotated as probable helicase with zinc finger domain. The transcript is spliced from 26 exons. Lineage: Eukaryota; Metazoa; Mollusca; Bivalvia; Myida; Myidae. The coding region runs from base 130 to 4344 and encodes 1404 amino acids. Gene Ontology annotation, biological process: regulatory ncRNA-mediated post-transcriptional gene silencing. The record is from RefSeq and is a predicted model, not a curated record. Gene Ontology annotation, cellular component: P granule; cytosol. Gene Ontology annotation, molecular function: helicase activity.